AUGUUCUUUCCCUUCCCACAGUUAGAGUACCAGGGUUUGCCGUUCAGUGGGCCAGGAUUCAGCUUUCCCUCGUGGCAGGAGAAGGGAUUACCUACAGCCAGCUUAGGCUACAGGAUAUGGCGGUGCUUGUGUGCAGGAGAGAGACUGCUUCUGUCCAGAGAUUCCUUCUCAGCUAUUGCAGAGUUCUUUCAGCUGGUUUUAGAUGAUCAGCUUCUUCUGAACUCAAAGGCCAAGGACCUUCUCAGGCUGCUGGAUACUGCUCGGAUCUCUUCAGAGGCCAUGCUCAACAAUCUGGCCUCAGGUUUAAGGGAUUUAGGCUUUCAGCCACCUCCACCCCAGCCUGAACUUUUGAACUGGUCAUCUUCAGGGGCCAAUGAUUUUCAAAGGAAGGUCCGAGGCUACAUUCUGUGCAGGGAAUACAGGGACUGGCUAGCAAGAGUAGCCAAGGAUAUGGAAAUCCUAAAACGAACAUUCAGGGGGGUUGAGAGUGAGAGCCAGGAGAGAAAGGACUGCUGCAGGACAUGAGAGACUUAGCAUAGACAGCAAAGACUGCUGCUGGCUCUGAGAGACAGGCUGAGCAAAGAAUGGAAAGACUGCUGCUUAUCCUGAGUGACAGGCUGAGAAUAGAAUGGCAAGACUGCUGCUGAUCCUGAGUGACAGGCUGAGCAUAGAAUGGAAAGACUGCUGCUGAUCCUGAGAGACAGGCUGAGCAUAGAAUGGAAAGACUGCUGCUGAUCCUGAGAGACAGGCUGAGCAUAGAAUGGAAAGACUGCUGCUGACCCAAGAAUUGAAAGACUGCUGCUGGCGCUGAGAGACAGGCUGAGCAUAGAAUGGAAAGACUGCUGCUGAUCCUGAGAGACAGGCUGAGCAUAGAAUGGAAAGACUGCU
Molecule: messenger RNA, 888 nt
Organism: Bombina bombina (fire-bellied toad)
Lineage: Eukaryota; Metazoa; Chordata; Amphibia; Anura; Bombinatoridae
Product: cardiotrophin-2-like
Exons: 1
Coding region: 1-525 (174 amino acids)
Source: RefSeq, a predicted model, not a curated record